AUGUCCAACCCAAAAAUAACCCCCAAAAACCUCUCCUACGACAAUACACUCCCCCCCUUCCUCCAACGCCUCCAAGCCAACCACUCCUCCUCAGACGGACGCCACGAAUUCAGCAUCGCGCGCCCUUCAAAGCUACGCGACGAAGAAGAAGAGCGAGAGAGUGAACCUGUGGUUUUUGACGAGGUGAGCGGAGAGACGUUGAGUCGAGAGGAAUGGGAACGACGGGAGAAGACGCGGGAAGAGCGGGAUGGGGGAGAGGGGGGAGAUGGAGAAGGAGAAGGGAAAGAGGGAGGUGAGGGGGAAGGAAAGGGAAACGGAAAGACGGAGAUUGAAACGGCAAAAAUGGCGGGAAUAGGAGCGAGUAAGAAGAGGAAAAUGGGGAAGAUCAUUGGGGGGCUCGAGGAUGAGGAUGCGUAUGGGAAUGAAGAGAUAAGCACAAGCACAAGCACAAGCACAAGCAAUAAUAAAACCCCAAAUCGAAAAGAUAUUGGGAAACAGAAGAAGGAAGAGAGUAGUAAAGCCGGGGCUACGGGAAAGAAAAACUCUAAAACCGCUGCGAAGAAGGGGAAGAAGAUCAAGUUGAGUUUUGGGGAUGACGAGUAA
Molecule: messenger RNA, 603 nt
Organism: Sclerotinia borealis F-4128
Lineage: Eukaryota; Fungi; Ascomycota; Leotiomycetes; Helotiales; Sclerotiniaceae
Source: the annotation of a GenBank genome assembly